Molecule: messenger RNA, 2634 nt
Organism: Vavraia culicis subsp. floridensis
Lineage: Eukaryota; Fungi; Microsporidia; Pleistophoridae
Exons: 1
Coding region: 174-2483 (769 amino acids)
Biological process (GO): RNA methylation
Molecular function (GO): methyltransferase activity
Source: RefSeq, a predicted model, not a curated record
CUCUGAGGUACUUUUAAGGAGAAAAUCGCCAACAGGGCCAUCCGUUUCGUACCACACGAGCACAUCAUUUGAUCUAUCCGUAUUUUCAUGCCACAGCACGCCACCAAACACGUAACUUUUUACCAAACCAUUCUCUUCCUUCAAUACUUCCCCUGCCACUCACCCCCCAGCAAAUGUCAAACAAGCACCUCAUCCCUUACUACACCACAAUGCUCAGCCUAUCACCACGUGAUAUGCAGCGAUUUGUUGAUAUAAUGGAUGAACCGUUGCCGUACGUUAUACGGGUGAGUAAAAGCACGCCUUAUUAUGAUGAUGCGGUUGAUAUGGUGGUUAAGAUGGGAUUUAGGAGAAUGUGUGAUAAUGUGUAUGAAUGGGUGGAACGAGGUGGUAUGAAGAAUGAGAUGGGGGAAAGGAAUGUGAUCGGUGCUGGUGAGAAGAGUAGAAGAAGUGUUGAGGAUGGAAGAGAGGGGGAGCAAAGGGAAGGUGAGAAAGAAGUGGGAACGGAGAAGGAGGAGGUAUUAAAUUUGGAGAAGGAAUUAAAUUUAGAGAAGGAAUUGGACCUGGAGAAAGAAUCAAAUUUGGAGAAGGAAUUAAAUUUGGAGAAGGAAUUGGACCUGGAGAAGGAAUUAAAUUUGGAGAAGGAGGGAGAAGGUGCGCAAAGUAGGAAGAAAGCAAAGAAAAAUGCACAGCAAUGCGCUGCAAAUCAUAUAAGCGAUGGUACUUCUGCACAAAAUGAUGAAAUAGCGCUCAUCAAAAAGUACCUAACCAUUCUAACAGACCUUAACAUCAUCACACGCCAAGAACUCGUAUCAAUCCUUCCAUCAUCGUUCAUAGUGACAUUGAAAAACCGCCGUACAAGCAUGCAUGUCCUUGAUCUAUGCGCAGCACCCGGCAGCAAAAGCACUCAUCUCCUUGAGAACGGUGUGACACUCACAGCCAACGAUUCAAACCUAAAACGGUGUUUUAUCGUUCAGCACCGAAGUGCGCACAUGCCAAAAUUGCUCACAAAUACGAACGGUCUGAACUUUCCGCGUCCUGUUGUGCCGUACGAUGCCGUGCUGGUCGAUGCGCCGUGCUCUGGUGAUGGCACGUUCAGGAAGAACAAGGUCAAGGUUUUCAGCAAGAACGUGCGUUUGAUGAGGGCGUUGGUGAUGAAGGCGAUGAGCAUGGUUGAUGGCGGGUACGUUGUUUACUCUACGUGCGCGGUUGAUCCCGUUGAGAAUGAAUGGGUGGUGCAGAGUUUAAGGGAUGUUUGCACGGUGGUUGGUGUUGAUGAGGUUGGGAAUGACAUGUUUGAGAUGGUGAGGAUGAAUUGUGGGAAUGAGGAGAGAAAUGGAAAUGAUGAGGGAGAUGGAAAUGAUGAGGGAGAUGGAAAUGAUGAGGGAGAUGGAAAUGAGGAGAGAAAUGGAAAUGAGGAGAGAAAUGGAAAUGAGGAGAGAAAUGGAAAUGAGGAGAGAAAUGGAAAUGAGGAGAGAAAUGGAAAUGAGGAGAGAAAUGGAAAUGAGGAGAGAGAUGGAAAUGAGGAGGGAGAUGGAAAUGAGGAGGGAGAUGGAAAUGAGGAGGGAGAUGGAAAUGAGGAGGGAGACAAUGAGAGAAAUAUUAAUGAUAAUAAAAAUGGAAAUAGUAAUAGAAUUGAAAAUGAAAAGGGAAAUAGAAAUGAAAAUGAAAAGGGAAAUGAAAAGGGAAAUGAAAAUGGCAGAUACGUGAACGGCAAGUACAAGAUAUUUUAUAGAGAGGGUCUUACAGAAUGGACAACAGAUACGGAGUACAAAUCGGAGAAUUACGAGGAAUUAAAGAAAUGCAUGCGGUUUUAUCCCCAGGACAAUAACAGCGGUGCAUUUUUUAUAGCAAUACUACGCCGGAGAGGAACAAAGGCUGGGAGCGAGGGAAAUAGCGGUACGGAUGGUGGUGCACAUAGAAAUGGUGGUGCAAGUGGCAGUGCACCAACCAUUCCAACACACGUUCCUGAUACGGUGCGUACGAUCCCUGCAUCCGAUGCAGUACCCAACAUCAGCGAGCUCACAAUAAACAAGGUAAAAUACUCCUCCGCUAACCCUGCACUCGUACAUUCUCUGCUAUCGCAGUACCACCUGUCCCUCAAGGGACAGUUCAUAACAACAGCAAACAACAACAGAAUAUACUACCUCGACAAUGACACGCACCUGAUCGUGGCAAAGAAGACAAACGUAGUAUCAAUCGGCAUACUGCUGUUCACCAAGGUAAGAGAUGACCAGUACAGAAUCAACAACCUGUGGUACUUCGGAAAGUACGUUGAGGAGUGCUGUGCUGUUGACGAGCGGGUGUUCAGGAGGAUGAUUGAUGGUGAACGGGUUGAUGAGGUACGUUUUAAAGGAUUUGGUGUUGUACGGCAUGGGCAAUGCUACUACUGUGUGUGUGCAGGAAGGGAGAGGAUUGAUGUGUACGUUAAGGAAAAGGAGAAGGAAGUAAUACGGGUGAUUAUGGGGGAUGAGAUGGUGUUGUAGAAGGAGUAUGAGGGUUUGGUGGUGAGGAAUGUUUUGGUAUUGGAGUUAGCGUUGUUGUUGGUUUGGUACGGGUGAGUAUGAGGGUUUGGUGGUGAGGAAUGUUUUGGUAUCGGUGUUAGCGUUGUUGUUGGUUUGGUACGGGUGAGUAUGA